Lodderomyces orthopsilosis Co 90-125 is the source of this 1101-nucleotide messenger RNA. It is a transcript of the gene PRY1, whose product is annotated as Pry1p. NCBI's taxonomy places the organism in Eukaryota, Fungi, Ascomycota, Pichiomycetes, Serinales, Debaryomycetaceae. Bases 1 to 1101 code for a protein of 366 amino acids. The record is from RefSeq and is a predicted model, not a curated record. The transcript has a single exon.
AUGCUUGCCAACCAGCUUCAAAUCAUCUUGUUGUGCUAUUGUGCCAACCUUUUACAAGCAGCACCAGCACCAGCUGUUGUCACAGUUAUUCAAACAGUCACAUCUGGAGACACAUCUUUACAAACAAGUACCGCUGGUGCAAACACUCUUAACCAAGCAGCUACAGCAGCAUCAAAUGUUGACUUAGCAGCAACCACGGCGGCAGCAACCACUGCAGCUGCUACCACCACUUCCUCGGGGUUUUGGAACGAUUUGUUGAAUAAUCUUCAAUCAUCCUCGGCAGAUUCAUCUAGCUCUAGUGACUCAUCAUCUGGAUCUUCAAGUGGGUCUUCGUUUUCAAGCUUUUUGAGCGGUUUAUUUGGAAAUUCAGAUUCAACUGCAUCGACCGCAUCAACAAGCUCAACUUCAAGUAGCUCAAGUGGAUCAAGCUUUUGGAAUAGAUUAUCUGAUUUACUUUCAGGAUCAUCUGACUCCUCAUCAUCAGCUACACCAGUAGCAACAUCUGCCAAUACGGUUACCCCAUCAACAAGUUCAGCCGGACUUGGUUUCACAGCUUCGUCAUCCCAAUCACAACCAUCCAUCUUCUCCACAUCCUCAGCAUUACCAUCAUCAUCAUCAUCAUCAUCAUCAUCAUCCUCAUCAUCAUCAUCGGACAUUUAUGCUGCCAUUGCCGAUUCAGAUGAUGUUGAUGCUUCCUUUGCCAGUGACAUCUUGGAUGCUCACAACCAAUACAGAGCACAACAUCAAGCUGGAGAUUUGGCAUGGGAUGUUGAUACCUACAACUACGCCAAGAAUAAUGCCGACAACUACGAUUGCUCAGGUGUAUUGACACAUACCCAUGGUCAAUAUGGCGAGAACUUGGCCGCUGGUUUCAAGGAUGGGCCAAGUGCUGUUAAAGCUUGGUACGACGAGGGAGAAACCUAUAAUUAUACUGCUGCCAAUGAAUAUAAUCACUUUACUCAAGUUGUUUGGAAAGGGUCUACGAAAGUUGGUUGUGCGUAUAAAGAUUGUACGAGUACCGGAUGGGGCUUGUACAUUGUUUGUGAGUAUGACCCCGCUGGUAAUAUUAUCGGUUGGGAGAAAGCAAAUGUAUUGCCAUAG